Messenger RNA from Parasteatoda tepidariorum (common house spider), 1429 nucleotides. RefSeq names its product E3 ubiquitin-protein ligase RNF13. The record is from RefSeq and is a predicted model, not a curated record. NCBI's taxonomy places the organism in Eukaryota, Metazoa, Arthropoda, Arachnida, Araneae, Theridiidae.
ACUACGCAUUUUACAUCUUCAGGUUGGCAAUAAGAGCUCAAUCACAUGGUAAUGUUUAUUAUUAGUGUUUACCUAUUUGCUUGUCAAAAUUUGAAGUUACGUUUAACUGGAUAAGUUCUUUGAUCAGCUCAAUGAUUCCUUACUUUGGGGAAUACAAAUGUGGAAUUCACUAUGUGUAGACUAAUAAAAACUACCUUUUGCGUUAUAUUUUUGCUGCCUGUUUUUCUUCUUAUUGAUGGUAAAAUUAUUGUGUUUGAAGAUGACAGGAGGAUUGAUGAGUUUCAUUCAACUGAGUUGCCAUAUUCACUUAAAAAAGUUGACGAUGAUUUACAUGAUAGAACAGGAGUGAUAUUACUUGCGAACCCCCCUGAUGCCUGUGCACCAAUAUUAGGCCCGCCUGAACAAAAUUCAUCUCUCAAUUGGUUUGUGCUUAUUGCAGGAAAUCUCUGUGAUUAUGUCACUAAAGUCAGUAAUGCUCAAUCAGCUGGUUUUUCUGCUGCUAUAAUAUAUACCUUAAGAGGGAGUAGUGUUAAUGCAAAUCAGAAAAUCUAUCAAGGUUAUCUACCUAACAUUACUGCUGUUUUAGUUAGAACUAAUGCUGGAAUUAUCAUAAAAGAGAACUAUUUGUAUACAAUAAAUAAAAGGUUCUGGAUCCUAAUGACACCUAACCAACCUUCUCCAAAAUGGAAAUAUUUCCUACAGAAGUAUCGCUUGUUACUUGCCACUUUUCUGUUCUUAGUUAUCAUUUUAGUCAUACCAAUUGGUAUCCUAAAGUAUGUUCAACGGUCUCAUGCAAUGCAGAACUCUAUUCUUAACACAAGUCAUUUGGAACAGUUGGAAACUGCCAAAUUUAAAACAGGGGAUCCGUAUGAAACAUGUGCAAUUUGCUUAGAAGAUUUUAAAGUUAAUGAGAAGUUACGAAUUCUUCCUUGCUGUCACGCUUAUCACGCUACUUGUAUUGAUCAAUGGUUAACUGAAAAUAGACGAAUCUGCCCUAUGUGUAAAAAGCAAGUUAAUUUAAAUCAAGAAUCAGCUCAAGCUGAAAUCUCUGCUGUUACCAAUAAUCAAUCAGAAACAACUCCUUUGCUCAAUUCAGAAAUUCAAAGAUCUGCUCCUCCGCCUGACAGAAGUUUCAGAACUUUGUCAAAUGCUUAUCAAGGCCGUCUUCAUACAUUGCCUUUUAACAUACGACAAACAUCGCUUGCAAAUCACAAUAAUUCUGUCUGAGAUUAUCUCAGUUAGUGAUAGAAAUUAUACAAUUAGAUUAUGGACAAAAUCGAAUUUAUACUUUUAAAAAAUGUCUUUUUUUUUUGACAUUGAAUUCAAUUUUUAAAAAAUGUUAUUCUCAUUGUCUUUUACCUACCUCUCGUAUUUAUUCUGUAUUUGGAAUAACUUUUUAUUUUUGUAUGUUUUUAACUCUUCUUAAAUU